This is a messenger RNA of Onychostruthus taczanowskii (white-rumped snowfinch), 1451 nucleotides long. RefSeq names its product neuralized E3 ubiquitin protein ligase 2 (gene NEURL2). Gene Ontology annotation, molecular function: ubiquitin protein ligase activity. NCBI's taxonomy places the organism in Eukaryota, Metazoa, Chordata, Aves, Passeriformes, Passeridae. The transcript has 2 exons. The coding region runs from base 422 to 1213 and encodes 263 amino acids. The record is from RefSeq and is a predicted model, not a curated record. Gene Ontology annotation, biological process: intracellular signal transduction.
UGCCGGUGGGCACUACCGGACACCACCGGUUACAGCUGGGUGUAGGCGGUACAGCUGGCUGCCACCCAGCACCGCUGGGUAAAGCCGAACAUCACCAGGCACUGCCAGUCAUGCCGUGUGAUGACCACUGGCCACUGCUGCCUAUAGCUGGUGCCACUGGGCACCACCGGGCACUGCCAGCUGCUGCUGGACAGCAUGGGCGCAGCCAGGCACCCCGGCCCACGUGGCAGCGCUGGACAGUCCAGGGCGGAACGUCUGUGGGUCUGGUUUGGGCCCAGUUGUGCCCAGCAGCCACAGGGCCCCCCCAGCCUCCCCCAUGGCACUAGGACCCCUCUUGAGCCCUCCCGUUGUCCCUCCCAGCCGGCCUGUCAGCACCUCGCAGCAGCUGUGACAGGGACAGUUAAAAAUAGCCCCGGCAGCAAUGGCUGCCCGGUGCCGGCUUGCUGCACGCUUCCACCACAUCCACGGCGCCAACAUCCGCCUGGAUGCCUCACACACGCAAGCCACACGGGUGGAGAGCUUCGCCAACGGGCUCUGCUUCAGCCAGGAGCCUCUGGCACCCGGGCAGAUCUUCCUGGUGGAGAUUGAGGAGAAGGAGCUGGGCUGGUGCGGGCACUUGCGCGUGGGGCUGACAGCGCACGAUCCGCAGAGCCUGGAGGUAGUGCCUGAGUACUCGCUGCCGGACCUGGUCAACCUGGGGGACACCUGGGUGUUUGCCAUCACCCGGAACCACAACCGGGUGGUGGUGGAGGGGGAGGAGGCGCAGGCGCGGGGGCGCCCCUGGGAGCCCUUCCUGCUGAUCGAGCGGGUGCGGAUCCCCCGGGACACGCUGGUGGGGCGCAGCCGGCCCGGCCGCUACAGCCACAUCCUGGAUGACCUGUACAAGAUGAACGUGCUGCCAGCGACCGCCCGGCGCAGCCGCAUCGGGGUGCUGUACGCCCCCCAGCCCGACGGCACCGCCGACAUGCACAUCGUCAUCAACGGCGAGGACAUGGGGCCGAGCGCCAGGGGCCUGCCCGCCGCCCGCCCGCUCUACGCCGUCAUUGACGUCUUUGCCUCCACCAAGAGCGUCCGGGUGAUCCCGGUGGAUUAUGGCUUUCCUUCCCUGCAGACGCUGUGCCGGCUGGUUAUCCAGAAACACGUUGUGCACCGCCUGGCCAUCGAUGGCCUGGACUUGCCCCCGCUACUCAAGAGCUUCUGCCAACAUGAGUGAGGUAUCGAGGGUGCUGCUGGGCUGCCCACCACAUCAACAGCCCCCCAGUGAUGGCUGCCCGGCAGGCUCUGUGCCCCGCCCUGCCCACUCACCCCAGCAUGUGCUGCUGAAGGGCUGAUGUGAAAGCAGGGCAAAGCGGGGUUGGGAUUUUCCCCGCACUGAUGGUGUGGUAUGCCCAGAGCGUGGGCAGGGGGAUUGAUGUGGGUCAGAGAGAGCAAUAAAGUGCUUCCAGACAAGA